AUGCCUGCGAUCCAUGCCCGCCCUAUUCCAGGGCUUCCUGAAUCAUGCUAUUAUGUGAACGGCUUCAUUACUCCGGCAGAAGAACACCAGAUUCUAGACCAGAUAAGACGGCUUCCAGAAUCCCGGUGGACAGUCCUGAGCCACCGCCGCCUCCUUUCUCUCCCAUCUUCACUGGUUGGCCCAGCGCAUGAUACCCUCAUCGCGGCUGCCAUGCCAUCAUUCCUUGAUUCGGUCGUCCGUCGUUUGCGAGAAGAGGGCUACUUCGAAGAUUCAACGCACAAGGGACCUAAUCAUGUCUUGAUCAAUGAGUACAAACCGGGAGAAGGGAUUAUGCCACAUGUUGACGGACCCGCAUACAACCCAAUUACUGCCACGGUGAGCCUUGGAAGUCACACUGUGCUGGAAAUAUACAAGAAGAAUGAAUACGGCGAGCGAGAGGCAGUCCCCGCAUGGCGUGUUCUGCAGGAACCACGCAGCCUUCUGGUAACGACUGGAGACAUGUACGUCAACACAUUACAUGGCAUUUCCGAACUCACUAUCGAUAAAGAUCUGAAUGGCGAACGCAUUAUCAACUGGGAAUACCUUGGGGAUCAAACGCCGUUCCAGUCUGGCAAAGCCCAGAGAGAUACAAGGAUGAGCCUCACUCUACGUGAUGUGACUAAAGUCGCGAAGCUGGGCGGUGCUUUGAAAUUUAUGAAACGAACCUGA
Messenger RNA from Exophiala aquamarina CBS 119918, 708 nucleotides. RefSeq lists its product as uncharacterized. The record is from RefSeq and is a predicted model, not a curated record. Bases 1 to 708 code for a protein of 235 amino acids. Lineage: Eukaryota; Fungi; Ascomycota; Eurotiomycetes; Chaetothyriales; Herpotrichiellaceae. The transcript has a single exon.